UUAGACCACUGUCUUCAUGCACUGCUUAUACCGUGAUAACUGAGUUAAUAAACCCAUUGGUACAAAGAACCUGCUGUGAUAUACUGCAUAUUUUUCUCUAUUCUGUUAUAUCUUGAUUAAGUCUAAAAAAAAAAACAAAAAAACCCUAAGGGAAGGAUAACAGCGGCGUGAGGGAGAAAGUUGCGGCGUAGGAAAGGGAAUCAGGGGGAAAGGUGGCGAAGCAAACCCUUUUGGGAUUUUAGGGUUUUGAGGUCAGUGAAUGGAGAGCACCAAGGAAGCCAACCAUUGGAAACCAGAGUGCGAACAUGGGAGUGGGAAGCGAGUUACGUGAAGUUGAGUCGAUAGUAGUUGAAAAAGGGAAAGACAAGUUGAAAAAGGGAAAGCCAACCAGGGAAAGUGAGUUUCAUCUCUUGUGGUAACAAGAGAGGUGUUAUAACCUUAAACUGCUGAGGAGAUCUAGCACGUGGUGGCCCUGAUGACUCGUUCUAAAGCCAACUCGAAGAAACAGCAUGGCAUUGACUUUAAGAAAAUAAGGCGAAAGGUUGGGAGGAAACUGCCACCACCUAAGAAUACAACAAAUACUGAGAUUAAAUCUAAAGCAAUUGUUCUGCCGGAACAGAGUGUGGCAGCAGAGAAGGCCGGUUUGGCUGUAAACAAGAAAGGUUUGACUUUAAAAGAACUUCUCCAGCAAACAUCUCAUCACAAUCCUAAAGUUCGUAGAGAUGCAUUGAUGGGUAUUAAGGAUUUAUUCACCAGGCAUCCAGCUGAACAGAAGUCGCACAGGUAUGCCACUGUAGAAAAACUUCGUGAGCGCAUUGGUGAUGAUGAUAAAGUGGUUCGGAAAUCAUUGUAUGAUCUCUUCAAAGUUAUGAUUUUACCUUGCUGUAAAGAGGACAAUCAAGAGGUGGUCGUUUCUUUGUUGAUGCCUUACAUUUUUAAUGCAAUGACUCAUUUUUCGGUUGAUGUUCGGAUGAUGGCAUUUGAUUUUCUUGAUCUCAUUCUCGAGUUCUAUCCUCCUUCCUUUUCACCCUUGUAUGCAGAAAAGAUUUUUCUGAAUUAUGAGGAUAUUCUAAGGAGGAACCAAUACUAUUUACAAGAUAAAGGAAAACUAAAGGAUGCUCUUUCUGGGUUGGUUCGCUGCUUGUCACUCCUUCCAUGGAAUAAAGCACAAACUGAUUUGCCGAAUAAGGAUGAUACUGGCCGAAGGGUAUUGUUUGCCUAUGAUGAUGAAAUGUCUAUGAACUCAAAUGGUUUUUCUAAUAUCGUAAAGAGUUUGAAGGAUCUAGUUCCACCAUUAAUGAAUAUUUUUCUGGAAUUUAUUCCAUUCAUUCAUUCGAUGGAAAGUCUGGAAGGGAAGUUUUUUUCUUGUAUGGCAUCCAUUCUGCAUAGCAUAGAUCUUAUAGUUAGGUCUAUUGCUCAUGGGAGUGACAAGAAAUCAGAAUAUCCAAGUUCUCAAGGUGGACCUGAUGUGGCUGAUGUUACAAUCUCUUCUGCACUCUUGAAGAAAUUAUUUCCUCGUUUUCCACUCAAUCCCACUGAUCAUCUUUCAGCAAGGGACUGUGGUAGGUUGCUUGACUUGAACAUGGUCAUUGCCAAAAUAUUUUUUGAAUUAAAUGAAUGGAUGUGUCUUCCUCCACAUUUGUUGGAGAGAUUUCUUGAAUUUUUUGAAAAUGCUCUCCUUGGGAAGUUCUUCUGGACUACGCAGUCUGCUAAGGCUGUCUGGGAAGAAGAGCAUUUAGUUCUACUCCUUCCAUUUAUUCCAAAAAUUGUUUCGCGCGGGGCAGGCGAUUGGACAUCACGCCUUCUUCAGGCUUUUACCCUGACAUUUAGGGAAAGCAAGCCAGGUUCUUUGCUGAAAGCCUGUGUUUCUGCCAUUGAAGAUGUGUUAACUUACAUGGAAGGCAUGCAUUCCACAGGGACAAGCAAUCCACAGUAUAUAGUUCUUCAAGAGGCUUUACGUGCAUGGACUGGAGAUCUCCCUCGGUUGCUUAUCCAGCUUGGAGAUAAUCACCUAGCCUGCUCCCAGGCUUUGAUAAGUCUUCUACAUCGUAUUGGACAGCGUGCUUGGAAUCCAGCACUUGUUUGCAUGUAUAACAACAUGCAGCAGUCAUUGCAAGAUUUUUACUGUACAUAUCAAGAGGGAGGACCGAUAUGUUUUGGUCCUUUUCUCAGGCUUCCUAGAGAAUCUCAAGUUCUCGCUUUAUGUUCCAUUUACUAUGUCUCUCAUUUGGACCUGCCUAUUUUAAAGUCAUUAGUCUAUUGUUGCCUAAGUGAUGAUCUAGACUCCUAUGUCUUAUUUGGGAUCAUAGACGUUCUCCAGUUAGCCUAUGAGCGGGGGUGUAUAGAAAUUGCGGAUUACUUGAGUUUUUUCAUCACCUUGGUCUCCCGUUUCAAAGUUUCUCCUGAAUUUGGUUCCUCUGGUUUUAAGGGUGACCCACUUCGCCAAACUUUAAAGUUAAUGACAGAUAAGAUUUACUCAUGCAUUCAACAGAUGGGUGACAAAGCUAUUGUUCUACGAUUGAUAGAGAGAUUGAUUAUUGAUCAGAUAUCACAAAAGCCUUCUUUGGAUAAUAGAUGCUCUCUCCUGAGAAUGGUUGUUUCAGUGGAUUCGAAGGCCACACUACUUUCUGAACAAAGCAUUGCCACUCUAGGCCUUCAUCUUUCGGAAUAUCUGAUAGAUGUUGUGCAGUGUGUUCCAGAAGAUGAUGGACAAACUUCCUUUCCAUUCAGCCUCCGGCGUUAUUAUGCUGUACCUUGUUUUUUCAUGUUGGAUCGGUGCCAUGAACUUAUGAAUCUUGUGUUGAAGAAAAUGGGAUCGGUUAUAUAUGAUAGUAGCGUUUUACUAAAAUCUGACAAAUGUUGUCAAGAUGUAAGGAACUGCUUGAAUAAGGUGAAUGCUGUCACUUCUGCUCUUUCCUUGUUGCACGGGGAUCCUCAAAUACGACGGAUUAUGUCUCCAUACAAGAAAAAUAUUGAUAACGUCAUAGAGCAAGUUAUUUCUUUACAGUCAUCAGGGGAGAUCAGCAUGAAAAUUGAAGAACAUGACAUCAUGAAACGUGCUCUUGAUCAACUAAAGACCUUACGAGAUAACUUAAAGUCUUAACGUUUGUCAAGAAGAAUGUUCCGGAGGAGUGAGAAAUAGCGUGACAUGAAGGACUUGGACUGAGCUAUGUGGUGGGGGAAAUGUUAUAAAGCAUACUCAGUUUUUGUGAAGUAGGAAUAUUAUUUCUCAACCAAGAAUAAUGCAGGGUCUCAAGUUUUUUUUUUCACACUAUUAUUUUAUCAGGAGCAGGUAGUUAGGUAAAUGAAUUCUAAGACAUUAAACUAGGUCAAUUAAUUUAAUAUAUGUAUAUAUGUGUGUGUAGAGGUAAGAGUUUAUUUGAAAAA
Vigna angularis (adzuki bean) is the source of this 3387-nucleotide messenger RNA. RefSeq lists its product as uncharacterized. The record is from RefSeq and is a predicted model, not a curated record. Gene Ontology annotation, cellular component: nucleus. The coding region runs from base 476 to 3103 and encodes 875 amino acids. NCBI's taxonomy places the organism in Eukaryota, Viridiplantae, Streptophyta, Magnoliopsida, Fabales, Fabaceae. The transcript has 20 exons.